UGAAUGAAUGAUUGACUUUAUCUUGGAAAGCCUCGCCGAUGUUACCGCGGCAAAAACUGUUUCAGUUUCGUUCACAUGUUCGUCCGUGUUGGAAAGCUUACAAGUCUGAAGUAAUGGCCAAAACAUCUGCAAUUGGAUCCCUCCCGAUGGUUCACAAUCUUGAACAGGGGAAACCGCAUCCCCUAGAGUUUCCUCUGAGCAAUGACGUUAUUAUUUUGCUACCUCCAACGGACACUCCGAAUGGACGCUUUGACUGGAAGGUACUUAAAACUCGUCGAGCAGUGCUCAGGCUGGGUCAAAUCGCGUCAUCGAUCGUAAUUUGUGCGCUCACUGUAUGUUAUGGUCUGCCAGAAACUUUGCUAUUAUUUUUGGCCAUCAAUGCACUGAUAGGGGCCGUCAUUUUGCUGGGUGACAUGGUCAUUAGAGCUAAUCCACUUCGACGAGCCUUCACUGCGGUUCUUUGGUUCAAGGUGGAACUUUGGUACACUGGAUUGGUGGCACUGGCUUUUCAUACGAUGGCGAUGGCCGUGCUGGUGGACGGGGUUCACUGGUACGGAAUCGAUUCCAAUCACGUGGCGGCAGCUUUCGGGUUCGUCAACGUGGUUUUGUACCUUAUGGAUUGGUGGAUAAAUUUCAACAAGCGCCACGAAAUGAUUCAAAGUCUAGAGACGAAACAAGCUAACGAAGUCGAGAAAGAAGCGGUACCUCAAUAGUGUGAUCCAGUGGAGAGGAUUUCUGUUUAGAUGAAAUACGACAUUUUAGGUCGCAUGAAAAUAGAAUGCUAUGUGUUCUAAGUGUUAUUAUUGGUAUAAGAGAACCUGUUGUUUCAUGUCAAAAAAUGUGUAGCGAAUAGCUCUUCACAGAGUUUAGAAACUAGGAUUCAGAUACCGCACAUUUGAUGAGGAAGUGUUUUUUUUUAGAAAAUGUACUAUCACUUAUGUACCUUACUGACAUUAAAAAGAAAUUAUUCUAGUUAAAAA
Messenger RNA from Armigeres subalbatus, 980 nucleotides. RefSeq lists its product as uncharacterized. Gene Ontology annotation, cellular component: membrane. The transcript is spliced from 2 exons. The coding region runs from base 39 to 713 and encodes 224 amino acids. The record is from RefSeq and is a predicted model, not a curated record. NCBI's taxonomy places the organism in Eukaryota, Metazoa, Arthropoda, Insecta, Diptera, Culicidae.